Molecule: messenger RNA, 5112 nt
Organism: Sebastes umbrosus (honeycomb rockfish)
Lineage: Eukaryota; Metazoa; Chordata; Actinopteri; Perciformes; Sebastidae
Gene: gnas
Product: GNAS complex locus
Exons: 12
Coding region: 1570-2709 (379 amino acids)
Biological process (GO): adenylate cyclase-activating dopamine receptor signaling pathway; sensory perception of chemical stimulus
Cellular component (GO): heterotrimeric G-protein complex
Molecular function (GO): G-protein beta/gamma-subunit complex binding; GTP binding; D1 dopamine receptor binding
Source: RefSeq, a predicted model, not a curated record
UUCAAUGAGCGCCGUGUGAGGCCCCACCCCGUCUCUCUCUGCUUCAGUUCAGCGCUUGUCUAUCUCCUUCAAUGUAGGCUACUAUUCUCGGAGAGAGAGAGAGAGAGAGAGAAAAUAAUAACCUCCAAGAAUCGGUUAUUCCUGUCUUUCACCUUCCACGACCAAAGCGCGCAGGAGGGGAGCGGCCUUCGCGGUGGGAAAAUGAGCUGCUACAACAACCACCAGGCGUCCUUUUUCUUGUGAAUGUAAAUGCACAUGCAAGCUUGUAGCCUUGCCUCGGAUUCAAGAGGAAAAAAUACAUAUAUAUAUAUAUAUAUGUUUGUUUGCAUGAGAGUGUGUGGCCUUAUGUAGGCUAUAUACAAACUGAGCCUUGACAGCAGGAGGGUUUUGCUUUUUCACCUGCAAGAAACGUGGACAUUUUCGAGGGAUUUUUCACAUUUUUUUUAAAUGUUUUUUUUUUCUUCUUUCUUAAAAAAAGGAGAUUCAUCUGAGCCGAGCUGAGAAGGGGAAUUAAAAAAAAAAAAAAAGUAUCUGUGCGCAUUUUUUUGUGGAGGCUCGGUGGUGAUGUGAAGAGCUGAUAACACAUUUCAGCAACAAAAGCGAGAGAGAGGCAGAGAGAGAGAGAGAGAAGGCCUCUUUUUGGAGGAGAAAACACACAGCAAGGAACAGCCAUCACACAUAAGGAGGACAGGGUGGUACUGGGUCGGUUCUGAGUUGGAGGUGGUGGAGAGAUCCAGAAGAAAAGACAAAAGCGCAGUGAGUUUUUGGAGCUGUUUUGGGUUGAUUUGACGCAGCGAAUGGAGGAGAGGAGCCGGAUGACGACGGAAGCGAUGAGAAUAUCACACAUGUAGCUCUUUUUGUAAAUAUUAUUUCCCUUUCCUCCUCCUAUCCUGCUUACCCCCCUCCACACAGACGUCUUGGACACAGAGACAUAGAGAGUGUGCAACCUAUGGACAUGUUUAUCAUGAGAGGAGACGUGGAAUCGAGCCGCGCCACAGACCGGGCGAGGUUUUCGGACACGCCGAGUUUGGCUCCUUGUCGCGGGCAGCAGUGAGACGCAAGACCCGGGCUUUUUUUUUUUUUUUUUUUUUUUUUUUUUUGGAGAUGCAAAUUAGGCUGAUUAUUCUGCCUCCGUUUGAGGUGAAACCCCGGUUUUUUGUGGAUUACAGUUGUUAACACACAGGGAGGUGGUGCAGAGAGUAUAUAUAUAGAGAGAGGUGGAGAAAACAAAACUAUAACUGCAUGUGAAGGAGAAAAAAAAAAAAAAGCCCGAGUAGGAUUCAGCAAGGCGGCCUCGGCUCGGUGUCGUCAGCAACAGUAUCCUGCCCUUUCUCUCUCUUGACAGCACAAAAUACGCGUUAUGGACACAUAAUUUCUACAGUGCCGCACCACGGACAGGUUUUAUGGUGUAAAUGUGGGUGACAUUGCUGCCAAAUCCGCAUGUCAAACGAGGGGAUCUAGACUAGUUUAUUUAUUUUUUUGCUUUCCACAUACCCCCCUCCACCUCCACUUCUUCUUCUUCCUCCUCCUCCUCCCCUGGACCCCCUUUUUCUUUUUUCUUCUGGGAAGAUGGGUUGUUUGGGCAACAGUAAGACCGAAGACCAGAGAAAUGAGGAGAAGGCACAAAGAGAAGCAAACAAAAAGAUAGAGAAGCAGCUCCAAAAAGACAAACAGAUAUACAGAGCAACACACAGACUACUGCUAUUAGGAGCUGGAGAGUCAGGAAAGAGCACCAUAGUGAAACAGAUGAGGAUACUACAUGUCAACGGCUUCAAUGCAGAAGAGAAGAAGCAGAAAAUUCACGACAUCAAGAAUAAUAUUAAAGAGGCCAUUGAGACCAUAGUAACGGCUAUGAGCACCCUGGCUCCACCGGUGCAGCUGGCGUGCCCACAGAACCAGUACCGGAUCGAAUACGUCCUCAACCUCGUCAGCCAGAAGGACUUUGAGUUUCCAUCUGAGUUUUACGACCAUGCGAAGACGCUGUGGCAGGAUGAGGGGGUCAGGGCGUGCUACGAGAGAUCCAACGAGUACCAGCUAAUCGACUGUGCACAAUACUUUCUAGACAAGAUUGACAUUGUGAAACAGAAUGACUACACUCCAACAGAUCAGGAUUUGCUGCGGUGCAGAGUUCUGACUUCAGGUAUCUUUGAGACAAGAUUCCAAGUGGACAAAGUUAAUUUCCAUAUGUUUGAUGUUGGCGGUCAGAGAGACGAACGCAGGAAAUGGAUUCAGUGCUUUAACGAUGUAACGGCCAUCAUCUUCGUGGUGGCCAGUAGCAGUUACAACAUGGUGAUCAGAGAGGACAAUCAGACCAACCGUUUACAGGAGGCCCUCAACCUCUUCAAGAACAUCUGGAACAACAGGUGGCUGCGGACCAUUUCUGUCAUCUUGUUCCUAAAUAAACAGGACCUGUUAGCAGAGAAGGUGCUGGCAGGGAAGUCCAAAAUCGAGGAAUACUUUCCUGAAUUUGCUCGCUACACCACACCUGACGAUGCGACACCAGAGCCGGGAGAAGAUCCACGUGUUACAAGAGCAAAGUACUUCAUAAGAGAUGAAUUCCUGAGGAUCAGCACAGCAAGCGGGGACGGGAGGCACUACUGUUACCCCCACUUCACCUGCGCCGUCGACACAGAAAACAUCCGCCGCGUCUUCAACGACUGUCGAGACAUCAUCCAGAGGAUGCACCUGCGGCAGUACGAGCUGUUGUGAUGGGAGAAAAAAACAAAACACAUCGGACUAUGAAAAACCCUGAGUCUCUGAACUCCCCUCUUCCACAGAAGUGUGUGAGCUCUUGUGAAGGAACGGGGGCCAAAACGCACGCGCACACACACACACACACACACCCACAUACACACACUUACAGUAAACACACCCAGAACUUCCCCUGAUGCAAACACCCUACCUGCAGCAGACAGAGCUGUUUUGAUGGAGGGGUUUUAGGGGCUAACACAUAAACGGACUCUUCAGCCAUAACUCCCAGCUCCACACCUCUGGACAUCAUAUAUCGUCCCCGUACACGUUACCCGUUCUAGAAACCCCCGAGCAGCCCAGUCUGGACUGUAUUUCCUGCAGUGAGGAGGAGGAUGAGAUUGUGAGACUUCCCUCUUGUUGAGGUUGAAAUCCGAGCGAGCUACUACUUCAGUGUAACUGAGAAAGAGAUUGAAUUACUGCAAACAGAGAAUGAACAUCUCACAACAGAUCAGCUGAACACUGUAUCUGACAAAAAAAAACAAAAAGCACUGUGCUCAGGACUCAAACCGUGUACACCAAUCCUCCCUAUCACUUACACACACAUCAAUGAAUCCCACCACAGGAUCUGCUUGCACACAGAAACGUAUCACACCUGCUUUUUACUGGCCUGCACAACCCGGGCUGGAAACGUACUGAACUUGCCAACGAGUGGCAGGCUGGUCGAGCUGUCGGCUGAUUUUUUUUUUUCCCCGGCUUUGAGAUUAAACAGACUGCGCAGCCGAGCCCCGAGGAGCGGCGUUACCGACAGACUAAACGGACCAGCGGGGGGGCGGGGGUUCACAAAAAAAACAGGACAGAGCCGACUCCGAUGUGAAUUUCUCUGACGGAGUCUUUGACGACGACAGUCCCUCGACUUCUCCACAGAACUGUUUCGCCACCUGUUGGCCGUGGAGCAAAACGUGAGGAGGAUACAUUGAGUUUAAAACAAAAAAAAAAAAAGCCAACUUUUAUGGAGCUUAACUAACGGAGGGCAUCCUUCUACAGUACAGUACCAUAUAAGUUAAAGAGAACUCUCAUCUUGUCAUGAUUGACCCUGUUUUACUGUCUCCACAGCUGUUUUUUGUCUGUGUAGACUUUUGUGCCAUUGUGCCCUGUGCGCUCUCUUUCUUCAUCUUUACUCUCUCUGUCUCUGUCUCAUUUUUUCACCCCUGUUCUUCCUCCUCCUCCUCCGAUGAUUUUACAUUUCUCCCGCUCUCUCUCUCAUUCCCCUCCACCCCCCCCCGCCUCCUCACCACCACCUUCCCAUCUACACUUCUACCUUCCUGGCUCUUUUGUUUUAAGAGAAAAUAAAAUAUAAUAAUCCUGGAAUAUAAAAAAAAAAAAAAGACAACAAACGGGACACUAAUUAUUAUAAUUUUUUUUACUCAUGUGGUCAAACAGCCGGCUCACACCUCCUCCCUGCCAUUCUCCUCCCAUCUUUCCUCCUCUCUCCUCCUUCCUCCCCGACCUCUUGCUCCUCUGUAUGUCUGUCUUUACAUUACUGCUGAACUAUUAUUCUUGUACAGACUGUAACAUGUAUUAUUUUGUACAACUUUAUUGAAAAAAAUAACUUUUAGAAGAUCCCUGUGCCUUGAUCACGACUGUACGUGUGUAAUGAGCUAAAGUGGGUGUCAUACUGCGCUGUGUAGCUUGGCCAAUCCCCUCCUAACUCCCAGCCUCCCUCGCCACUUCCUUCUCUCUCUCUUUCUUUAUCCCCCUCUCUCUCACUCUCUCUCUUUCUCUCUCUCUCCCUCUCCUCUCUCCUCUGUCUCUCUCUCUCUCUCUCUCUCUCUCUCCUCUGGGACGGAGGACAAACCAUUCGUAGCUUUUUUGUAGUUUUAUUUCUCUCCCCUAUCCUUCCAUUCUCUCUUUAUGAUUUAAAUGUCUAUUUUUGAAUCCAUAUACCCCAAAAAGAUAAAUAUAUGAAAUGUAUAUGGGUUUUAAAAAAAAGUAUUUUAUUAGAAUCAAAUGACAAAUUGUACACUUGAUAGUGUGCGUAUUGCUAUAACUUAAAUCCUUUCAACUGAAGUUGUGUUCAGGUUUCUUUUGUUUUCUUUCUUUGACAUCGGCAGAGGACAUGUUGAAGGGUUACAGAGGAGAUGCAAAACAUUGCUUGUUUCUACACAAAUCGUAUUCUUUUGCUAAAAAAAGGCCCAAAAAAAAAGACAAAAAAAGAUUAAUUUCAGUUUAUUUUCUGAUGAGGGAGGGAGGAAAGGGGGGGUUCCUCCUUCCUAGCCUUGCACAGCAGAGGCGGCCUGUACAGUAUUAGCAUCUCUCUCCUUUCAGUGCCCUAGUCUUCAUUUAAUGUGUACAUCAAAUAUGGCUCUCUACUUUCUGAACAGAUGCUCUAAAGAAAUAAAGGUGUUUUUUUUGGUGCAGACA